AUGCCUGAUGCGGGAUGGGUCAAGAUGACUGCCUCGGAGCGGGAGCUGGCCCAGCGCUGGUACUCCGAUUGGAAGCCUCCGUCCGCAAUCGCGGAGCUGCUGGGUCGUGACUCCUCUACCCUCACUCGCCUGCUCUGCAUGCAGAAGGUGGCCCAGAAGCAAGGCAGGCCCGCUGCGCUCACAAACGCGCAGGUGGACAUGCUGGAGCGCCGCCUGGACGAGCUGAUCGUGAAGGCCGAUGGCCAGUCCACCAUCACUGUGGACAAGCUGCGGAAAGCCACCAAGGUGAAGGCAAGCACGCAGACCAUUCUGGCCGCGUUGCACAAGCGGAACAUCUACUUCCGCAAGUUGCGCGAGAAGCCAGUCCUCACCCCAGCCGAUGUGAAGGCCCGGCUCGCGUUUGCCAAGAAGUACCGGGGCAAGUCCAAAACAUGGUGGCUGCGCAACAUCCACGCCUUCAUUGACGGCAAGUACUUCCAGGUCUACCUCACCGGCAAGGAGAGAGCCCGAGCGGCGACCCAUGGCACCUUCGGCGCCUACCGCCGUCCUGGCAAGGGCCUCUGCGCAGGCUAUGUCAAGCCGAAGGCAGGGAGCCUGCGGCACAACACGGGCGCCAAAGGUGUGCUUCUCCAGGUUGGCAUUGGUGGAGGGCAUGUUGUCACUGUGCAUGAGGUCAAGGCGCGCUGGAAUGGGCAGGCUGCGGUCACCUUCUACAAGGCUCUGCGUAGCGGCUUGUCCAAGACGUGGCCCGCGAAGCGGAAGUACACAGUGCUGGAGGACAACGACCCGACCGGCUACAAGUCUGCCAAGGGUGUUGCGGCCAAGGUUGAAGAGGGCAUCUCCGUCUUCGAAAUCCCCAAACGCAGCCCCGACCUGUCCCUGCUCGACUACGCAGUCUGGAAGGAGGUCAACAAGCGUCUGCGCCGGCAGGAGAAAUCCUGGCCCAAAAAGAAGCGGGAGGGGCGGCCGGCUUAUGUUGCGCGCUUGAAGCGCACCAUCCGCAACCUCUCGAAGGACUUCCUGGUGAAGAGCAUCGGGGACAUGGUUCGUCGCUGCCAGAGGCUCUAUGAAGCUAAGGGGCAUUUCUUCGAGGAGGGAGGUUCUGGACGCUAG
This is a messenger RNA of Symbiodinium natans, 1113 nucleotides long. The record is from the annotation of a GenBank genome assembly. NCBI's taxonomy places the organism in Eukaryota, Dinophyceae, Suessiales, Symbiodiniaceae.